GGAUUUGGUGGUGAGGGGAUCUGGCAACCAGUGUCAAAAUGAAACCAGGACACUGAGUGUUAGCUUUGUGAUUAGCUUAGCUCGUAGCCUUUGCGGGUAAAGCGGCUAAACUCGGUUUAAGAAAAAAAAAGUAAUUACGCAUUUUAAAACAAAUUCAUAUUUAAUAAACUGGAUUAUUAGAGACAGUGGACUGUAGCUGUUAGCAUCACGGCGCACAGGCUAGCAGCUCCGCACCGCUUUAACAGGCUCCUGAUGACCCCUGACCCUGCGUUCCGGUGUGACCAUGAGCAGUGUGACGCUGUGAAGCCAUGAGUCAGAGGAACAUCAGUGCCGACUUACUGAACAGACAGAUCAGGGAGAACACGGCUCUGAGUUUUCAGAGACACUACCAUGUGACUGACCCAUUUAUAAAACGACUUGGCCUGGAGGCGGAGCUACAGGGUCACUCAGGGUGUGUGAACUGUCUGGAAUGGAACGAGAAAGGAGAUGUGUUAGCUUCAGGUUCUGAUGAUCAGCAUGUGAUGGUGUGGGAUCCCUUUAGACACAGGAAGUUGAUGAGCAUGCACACAGGCCAUGCUGCAAACAUCUUCUCUGUCAAGUUCCUGCCUCACUCUGGAGAUCGGAUCCUGGUGACCGGAGCUGCAGAUACCAAGGUCCAUGUUCACGACGUGUCGGUGAAGGAGACCAUCCACAUGUUCUCUGAUCACACAAACAGAGUGAAGCGCAUUGCUACUGCCCCCAUGUGGCCAAACACCUUCUGGAGCGCAGCAGAGGAUGGGUUCAUCAGGCAGUAUGAUCUGAGAGAGAGCAGUAAACGCUCGGACGUGUUAAUAGAUCUGACGGAAUACUGCGGUCAGCUGGUGGAGGCCAAGUGUCUCGCUGUGAACCCGCGAGAUAAUAACUACCUCGCCGUGGGUGCUAACGGCCCAUUCGUACGCCUUUACGACAUCCGCAUGAUACACAACCACAGGAAGUCUCUGAGUCAGAGUGCAGGAGUUCACACGUUCUGUGACAAACAGAAGCCCAUCCCUGAUGGAGCAGGACAGUACUACGUCGCAGGUCACCUCCCAGUGAAACUACCGGAUUAUAAUAACAGGCUGCGUGUGCUGGUGGCCACCUACGUGACCUUUAGUCCUGAUGGGACAGAGCUGCUGGUGAAUAUGGGCGGAGAGCAGGUGUAUCUGUUUGAUCUGACGUUCAAGCAGAGACCAUACACCUUCCUGCUGCCCAAGAAGUGCCAUUCCUCAUCAGAGGUGCAGAAUGGGAAAACCACAAACGGAGUGUCUAAUGGACUCCAUCUUCCUGCCAACUGCCUGAAACUGGCGAGUAAUAAACCCUGCAGUGAGCUGCCCCCCCAUCUGGAGCACAUUAAGCAGCAGGCUAACGAUGCGUUUGCGCGUCAACAGUGGACUCAGGCCAUCCAGCUGUACAGUUUGGGGAUUCACACAGCGGGACAGAGCAACGCCAUGCUGUACGGGAACCGUGCCGCUGCCUACAUGAAGCGCAAAUGGGAUGGGGAUCAUUACGACGCUCUGCGUGACUGUCUGAAGGCUCUGUCUCUUAACCCGGCUCACCUGAAGGCUCACUUCCGUCUGGCUCGUUGUCUGUUUGAGCUGAAGUACGUAGCAGAGGCUCUUGAGUGUCUGGAUGACUUUAAAGGGAAAUUUCCAGAGCAGGCCCACAGCAGUGCCUGCAGUGCCCUUGACAAGGACAUCAAAGCUGCUCUGUUCUCCAAAAACGACUCGGCAGAUGAGAAGAAAGGGGGCAGCUCGUUCCGCUUCCACAACUUCAGCCGUAAAGAGUCGAUCCCUGAGGACGAGAUCAUCCUGAGAGAGCGCAGCUUCGACUACAAACACCGAUACUGCGGCCACUGCAACACCACCACUGACAUCAAAGAGGCCAACUUCUUCGGCAGUAAAGGGCAGUACAUUGUGAGUGGGUCAGAUGAUGGCUCGUUUUUUAUCUGGGAGAAGGAAACCACCAACCUGGUGCGAGUACUGCAGGGAGAUGAGUCUAUUGUCAACUGCCUCCAGCCGCAUCCUAGCUCCUGUUUCCUGGCAACCAGUGGCAUCGACCCGGUGGUGCGGCUCUGGAGCCCCCGACCCGAGACGGACACUGAGAACGGUCGUGUGGUGGAGGAUAUGGACGGAGCGUCUCAGGCCAAUCAGAGGAGGAUGAAUGCUGAUCCUCUGGAGGUGAUGUUGUUGAACAUGGGGUAUCGUAUCACAGGGCUGAGCGGAAGCCAUGAUGCCUCUGAUGAGGACGACGACAACACAGAGGGGCAGGUGCAGUGUCGCACCAGCUAGAAAGAGUGUGUGUGUGUGUGUGCGUGUGUGCGUGUGUGCGCGUGUGUGCGUGUGUGCGUGUGUUUCCUCUGCACUGCACCCCGCUCCACCCCGAAGAGAUCAGAGAAUACAGCACUUAACCCCAGAGUGGGCGGGGCUAGUGGGCGGAGCUUCAUACCCCACCCUGUUCAGACUUGUUUCAUUGCCGAUUGUGGGGUUUUGGGGGGUUUUUUCCCAGUUUGUUCCCACUCUGAUGUCACUUCCUGUUCCUGCAUAUAAGACCCUGCCUAUAUCUCGGCUGCGUGUCCAUCAAACUUCAGCACUUUGUUUAAAUGGAGAAUGUUCUGGGAUUAAAUAUGUUUUAUUUUUCUCUUUGAUCUUCUGGUGUUUCCCGUCACCUGUUGCAGGACUAAAGGAGCAGUUCACAAUGUUCUUAGCUUCUCCAUACAGAUAUAUGUAUGUGUGUGUGCCUGUGUGUGUCUUUCUGCACUGCUAAUGUAGCUAGCGUGUAAUGGGAGUGUAUAGCCUCGAGGUAGGGGGCGUGACCUAAAUAUGAAUGAAGGUGUAAUGAUAAAAUUUAUAUUUGCGACCUUUAUUUAAUUUUUUUUAUUUGAAUAAAAUGUAUGUAUUAAAUGGUGAAAGUGUGAGGAGUUAAACACGCUUGUUUGGAGCAGCAUGCUAAACUGGUGGCUAUACACUGUAUGUAGCACCAUUACCCGUUAGCUUCAUAGCUCCAGUGCUAGAGCUAGAGAGGAAUGUGUUUUGGCCGAUUCAAGAGAUUCUGUGGAUGUUUAAUCUUACACACACACACACACACACACACACACACACACAUGCACACACAGGAUUGAAACAGCAGCAUUAAUAUAUAUGCAUUUAUUCAGGGUGUGUGAGACUGUUCUUCAGCAGCUCAUCCUUUUUCACGACCCUGUAGUGUGUAUUUAUCGUCUGGAAGCUUCUGUUUUAUUGCUUUGGGAAUUUCAGUAAUGAGGAGAGAAUUAAAGAGGAUUAAAGUGUG
Molecule: messenger RNA, 3303 nt
Organism: Silurus meridionalis
Lineage: Eukaryota; Metazoa; Chordata; Actinopteri; Siluriformes; Siluridae
Gene: wdtc1
Product: WD and tetratricopeptide repeats 1
Exons: 16
Coding region: 309-2306 (665 amino acids)
Biological process (GO): negative regulation of fatty acid biosynthetic process
Cellular component (GO): Cul4-RING E3 ubiquitin ligase complex; cytoplasm
Molecular function (GO): protein binding
Source: RefSeq, a predicted model, not a curated record